AAACCAUAAAUUAUAUAAUCACAGAUAUAGGAUUGAAUUAACCUCUAAUUUUCUUGAUAAUCUAUAAAAAAAAUAAUUUUGAAAUCAAAUCACAAUAUUGAUAAAGAUAUCACAAAUUAUAAAAAUGAACAUUUCUUCUGCAUUACAUUGUAGACUUUAUUCGUUUUCUUUUAAGGUACCAUUCAGAAUUUCUCCAACUGUUUUAUUAAAAAAUCAUUCUACAAGUUCUUCUGAAGAAAUUAUAAUUCCUCAUAAAAUACCAAGAGAACCUACCGAUAUCUUGAGAGCAUUAGAAAGUACGAUCGGUAGAGAUCCUACUGCAGCACAUUAUAAAUUUCAUGAUGAUCCAUACUUAAUACCUCAAUCUAAUCUUGGUAAGAGAGCCUUUGCAAUGGCCCAGGAAGCCGGAAAAAAGGCUGCUCAUUGGGUAAGGAAAGAAAAUACUGAUUUAUUUCAACAUGCUGAGGCUGAACCUUUCAUUAAAAUGUUUGGUGCGCCAAAAUUAUACACAGAAACUAGUGAGGUCUCCAUAGAUGAUCUCAAAGAAUGUAUAAAAAAUGUAGAAGUAUCCGAUGCUAUUAUGGUAUAUCAAUUGCUGAAGAAGCAGAAUUUAGAAUGUGAACCAGAUUUAUUGCAGAGUUUAUUAGAGUUACUAUGUUUCUUCAAUAGUCAAGAUACAUUAUCCGAAGAAUUUAUUGAAGAACGUUGGUUCAGACAAAGCGGUAAAGGUAAUGAAAGAAAAAGAAAAUCUUGGAAAGAUGGUGCAUUUGCAGAAGAAAUUUUUAUAAGUAUCAAAAAUCCAAAUGCGGAAACAUAUUCUGCAAUCAUUCAGGGUAUGGCAAAGUAUUACCAAAUUGAACGUGCUACACAAUUAUUUGAGGAGGCUAAGCAAAAAGGCUUCAUUCUUAGUACAGAUACCUACAAUGCUAUGUUGGAAGCUGGUAACUUACUUAAAGAAAAUUAUGAAAUGAGGUGGGCCUAUAUUCAACAGUUAUUAAAUGAAAUGCAUGAGAAAAAGAUAAAACCUAAUCUUGGUACAUUGAAUGCUGUUUUAUAUUGUUUGAGUUCAAUGGGAAGUAAGUUCAGUAGAGAUGCAGCACUUAAAACUCUCUCAGAGUUCAAAAAACUAGGCAUUGAACCAUCUCUUGCAUCAUGGACUUUUUUAAUGCAAAUAUUUUGUAAAGAUAAUGCUCCUAUAAGUACGAUAUUAUUCGAUAUUAUGAAAGAAAUAGAGAACAAGGAGCAUAAAAUACGUGACAUGCGAGAUGUUAAUUUUUUUUUUACUGCAAUGAGUAUAUGCAGGUAUCACUUAAAUGAUUUAGGAAUAGCUAAAAGAGUAGAUGCUCUUUUACAUUAUAGAAAUAAUUAUGAUCUUCUUGGUGAUAGUUAUAAAGAGGCAGUGUAUUAUCGCCAUUAUUUCAUCCUUGCAGUUCACACUCUACCUAUGAAGGAAUUUAUGGAGAAUAUUUAUGAUAAGUUGGUACCUCAUAUUUAUACACCAGAAAUGAGUGUCCUGGAAGAAAUCUUGAAACAAAUUGAAAUUUAUGGUGCAAUUGAAUAUAUACCAAAGAUGUGGUCAGAUAUGGUAAUCUUUGAUAGUACCAGGAAAGAAUCAAUGCUGAGUUUGAUACUCUACAUCAUGGUAACAAAUGACACCAAGGAUAAUCCCGACUUGACUGAAAAAUGUUGUAAUGUUGGUGCGGACAUUUAUGAAAAGCUGAUGAACCAAACUGGAUACAAUCAAAUUACCAUAACUGGGGAAAUGGUUGGCAGUGUAAUGUUACUAUUUUUGAGGAAUAAUUGUUUCAAUAAAGCAUGGGACUUAUUUACCGAUAUAGAUAAAAACUUCAAUAAGAUUGUUGGGAUUCCAUCCUCGGAAGCAAUUUUUGCUCUAGUUGAAUCUUGUAUUGCUGAGAAAACUCCUUCUAAGGCACUUACAGUUCUUCAGUACAUUUCAGAUUAUGGUUAUGAAGGAAUAGAUGAAAUUGCCAAAAAUUUACAAACAAAAUUGACUUUAGAUGAGAACCAUUUAGAAAAAUUAUCAAAGAUUGUUGGACAGCAUGCAAUUAUUGAAAAAUAAACGAGUUCAAAAUA
Messenger RNA from Harmonia axyridis, 2094 nucleotides. RefSeq names its product protein PTCD3 homolog, mitochondrial. Gene Ontology annotation, cellular component: mitochondrion. The record is from RefSeq and is a predicted model, not a curated record. Lineage: Eukaryota; Metazoa; Arthropoda; Insecta; Coleoptera; Coccinellidae. The coding region runs from base 125 to 2080 and encodes 651 amino acids. Gene Ontology annotation, molecular function: protein binding; rRNA binding; ribosomal small subunit binding. The transcript has a single exon. Gene Ontology annotation, biological process: mitochondrial translation.